Trichoderma reesei QM6a is the source of this 2946-nucleotide messenger RNA. RefSeq names its product non-ribosomal peptide synthetase. The record is from RefSeq and is a predicted model, not a curated record. The transcript has 8 exons. NCBI's taxonomy places the organism in Eukaryota, Fungi, Ascomycota, Sordariomycetes, Hypocreales, Hypocreaceae. Bases 1 to 2946 code for a protein of 981 amino acids.
AUGCAGUUUGGUCCAAAGAUUCCGUGCCCCUUCCCAACUGUCACAGCAUCAUUCUAUCACCAUGUCAGGUCCUUCCCAGACAAUGUGGCCCUCCAUGACCUGUCUGGUGAAACCACCCGACUCAUCACAUAUCGCCAGCUGGCUGUUCGGGCUCAGGCUCUCGCCGCCCAACUCCGCAGCCUUGGCGUUCUUCCCAACAUGAGGAUCCCUCUUGUUGUAAAGAGGAGCGCCGAGAUGGUGGUGGGCAUAUGGGCCAUCCUGUCUUGUGGCGCUCAAUACGUGCCUCUCGAUGGAGGUGUCGUACCGGACUCAACCAUCCGCCACGUCUUUGAGCAGUCGGGAGGCAGCAUUGUUUGCUGUCUACCAUCCACGGUUCAUCGCAUCCGCGACCUCUGCCCCGGCGCCACCCCUGUCAUUAUUGAACAGCAACAGCUCGAUAACAAGACGCAUGAUGAGAGGUGGCUCGAUUUGGCUACCUCUGAUGGUGGAUGCUACAUCAUUUACACAUCCGGGACAACUGGCAAGCCCAAAGGCGUCGAUGUAUCACACAAGAAUGUUGCCAAUCUUGUCUGUAUGUCUCCCGGAAACCUGGGGAUUCGACCAGGCAAUCGAGUGGGACAAGUCCUCAACAUCAGCUUUGACAUGGCCGCCUGGGAGAUCUUUGCGUGCCUGUGUAACGGUGGCACCCUUGUCAUCCGGGGUUCCAAGUGGGAACCCGCCAUUGAGCUGCUCGACACACUCAUCUGCACACCAUCUAUUCUGUCCAAGUACCAUCCUACUAAGUAUCCCAAGAUCAGAGUCGUGGCUACUGCGGGCGAGCCAACCUCACAAGAUCUGGCUGAUCUGUGGGCGACGCAUGCGACGUACUGGAAUUGCUGUGGUCCUACGGAAACAACCAUUGUCAACACUAUGCAGAAACACAUCGUUGGAGACGGCCUGUCUAUCGGCUCCCCUACCCCUAACAACAACGUCUACAUCCUUGACGACAAUGGAAAACCGGUACCGGCAGGUGAGCCUGGUACUAUGUGGGCCGGGGGAAGCGGCGUGUCUCGCGGCUACGUUGGCCUCGAGACCAAGACAAAGGAGUCUUACAUUCCAGAUCCCUUUGCGAACGAUGGAUCCAAAAUGUACUGCACCGGCGAUCUGGGUCGAUGGCGACCCGACGGCUCCAUUGAGAUUCUUGGCCGUGUCGAUGACCAAGUCAAGGUCAAGGGUUUCCGCGUCGAGCUGGAUGGCGUCUCCUCGUCCAUGGCCUCAGCGCCUGGUGUCACCCGUGCCUGCGCACUACUAAUUGAUGGCGAGAUCCACGGCUUUGCCAUCUCUUCGAACCAGGAUUCUGAAGCCAUUUUGAACCACACUCGCAGACUUCAGCCCUACUAUGCUGUGCCGUCAAGCCUUCAUCUUCUGGAUGAGUUCCCUACGACCGCCAAUGGGAAGAUUGACAAAAAGGCUCUCCGUUUGCUGGCUACUGUCCCUGCCUCGCCUGCAAUCUCUGAGUCUUCGACCGUUGCUACUUCGGACUCUCUAGCUAGUCUUCGAUCUGUUUCUUCAUUCUCGACCCUAGCGGCCGCUUCUGACAAGGAAGAAGACAGCAAGAUUAGCGAAAAGAUUGACUUGUCCGCGUCAAUUCCCGAGAAGAAGUGGCCAAAGCCCUGGAGAGGCCUUUUGAAGCGUGUGCUUAUUGUGUACCGCGUUCUCUUGAGCUUUGUGGGCCUCAUCAACAUUGGAGUCCUCAUCGCUGUCCUCCUUCUCAACCCCAAUGUUGAAUGGCUCGCCACCAUCACGGCAGCAAACCUCGUCGCUGGUGUGCUCAUCCGCCAGGAUGCUGUCAUCAACAUUCUCUAUACCGUUUGCUGCUCUGUUCCGAAAUCCUUUCCCUUCUGGAUCCGCCGCCGCUGUGCCAAGAUAUACCAUCUCGGCGGUAUCCAUUCUGGCGCUGGUAUCUGUGCCACUGCUUGGCUGCUGGCGUCUACUAUCCAGGCUACAGUUGCCCGGUUUCAGCAUGGGCGGCCAUCUGGAGCCUCCUUGGCCAACCUGGUGGUGUCGUGGCUGCUUUGUGCGCUCUGCUUUGGUAUCCUCGCCUCGGCCCUGCCCAUGUUUCGCAAAGCCAAGCACAACAUGUUUGAGAAGAUGCAUCGCUUCAUGGGAUGGACCGCACUUGCACUCUUCUGGGCCAAGACUGUCGUCUCUGUGUACGACUCUACCCCGGCUGGAGAGGACCUUGGCAUAGCGCUGAUCAAGACACCGUCCUUUUGGAUGCUCGGUGUGGCCACAUGCAGCGUUGCCUCCUCUUGGGUCUUCCUCCGCAAGGUCAAGGUCAACGCCGAGCCGCUGUCCGACCACGCUAUCCGCCUGCACUUUGACUACACCGUCCCCGUCAACGGCAGCUUCACUCGCGUCUCCCACCGCCCGCUCCUCGAGUGGCACUCGUUUGCAACAAUCCCGGCGCCGCAGCCUGACAUCGAGAACGGGAUUGAGUCAGGAUACUCUCUCGUGGUAUCCAACGCCGGCGACUGGACCAAGGCAUGCAUCCAGAACCCCCCUACAAGCCUCUGGGUCCGUGGGGUUCCGACCUGCGGUGUCAUGCGCAUUGCGACACUGUUCAACCGCGUGGUAGUUAUUGCUACAGGAUCGGGCAUUGGCCCCAUGCUAGGCCACAUCGGACAACCGAGCUGUCCCACUCAGCUCAUCUGGUCAGCUGCCUCUCCUGAGAAGACGUUUGGCAAGAGGGUCAUGAAUACCAUCAAGGGAACAAUCCCUGGCGCUGUCAUCCACGACACCCGCACUCAGGGCCGGCCCGACCUUGUCCGCAUGGGCUACAACAUGGCCAAGAGCUUUGGCGCCGAGGCCGUCAUCAUCAUUGCCAACGAGAAGAUUACUAAAAAGGUGGUAUAUGGGCUGGAGACGCGAGGCAUCCCUGCUUACGGUGCCAUCUGGGACAGCUAA